Messenger RNA from Pseudonaja textilis, 2952 nucleotides. It is a transcript of the gene SP6, whose product is annotated as Sp6 transcription factor. Gene Ontology annotation, molecular function: DNA-binding transcription factor activity, RNA polymerase II-specific; RNA polymerase II cis-regulatory region sequence-specific DNA binding. Gene Ontology annotation, biological process: regulation of transcription by RNA polymerase II. The record is from RefSeq and is a predicted model, not a curated record. Lineage: Eukaryota; Metazoa; Chordata; Lepidosauria; Squamata; Elapidae.
GUAGCUCUUAACUUGCAUAUACCUGUCUAGCUUUCCUCGGUCACGUUCUCUCGCUGUUGGGUUCCCCGAGGACUGCCUCACUUCUUCGAAUUCUGGAUUUUGCUUUGGAGACCGCAACACGUUUUCCUGACAAACCAAUGUGGAAAAACCUGCUGGAGGACCGCUGCUUCCACCAGCAAGUUUAAACCAGUGUGUCUGAGAAACUACUCACAACGGGAGUUCUGCAAUGCUCACAGCCGUCUGUGGUUCUCUUGGCAACCAGUGCUCAGAGACACCUUGUUCUUCUCCAAGCCACUUAGAGCUGCAGCCUCUGCAGACAUAUCAACCUCAUACUAGCCCAGAAAGUGGGGGAGAUUUCCCAUCCCCUCUGCAACCCACGGAACUCCAGCACUUGCCUUUGACUGCACCUGACACGGAAUACUCAGAUAACAGUGGUUACGAACUGCAUGGGUCUUCAAGGGUAGAUCUGGACAGUGAAAGCCAGCUGCCACCUGGGUCAUACUCUAAGCUUUUACAAGCAACACCGGAUAUGUCUCAGCAUUAUGAACCUUGGUUUAGACCUACACAUUCAGGCAAUCCCACUGAUGACAAUGUCAAUCCAUGGUGGGAUCUCCAUGCUGGAUCUAGCUGGAUGGAUCUUCAAAGUGGUCUCCAACCACCAGGCCACACAAGUGGGCUGCAGCCAGCAUUGGGUGGCUAUGGUUCUGCAGAACAUCAACUCUGUGGUCCACCUCAUCAUCUGCUGCCUUCAGCACCACACCUCAUGAACCAAGAAGUUAUUAAAUCCCUGGAUUCUACUCAAGAACCUCAUCCAAUGGAGCAAGCUGGGGAUAGUAGUGGAAGACCAAAAAGCUCAAGGCGUUCAGUAACCCGGAGCUCUGGCCAAGCUGCUUGUCGAUGUCCUAACUGUCAAGAAGCUGAAAGGUUGGGCCAGUGCCCUGACAAUUCCAAAAAGAAGCAUCUCCACAACUGUCAUAUUCCUGGUUGUGGCAAGGCAUAUGCCAAGACAUCCCAUUUGAAGGCUCAUUUGAGAUGGCACAGUGGCGACCGUCCCUUUGUCUGCAAUUGGUUGUUCUGUGGAAAGCGCUUCACCCGCUCUGAUGAAUUACAGAGGCAUCUUCAGACCCAUACAGGAACCAAAAAAUUUACCUGCCCAGUUUGCAACCGAGUCUUCAUGAGAAGUGAUCAUCUAAGCAAGCAUAUGAAGACACAUGAUGGUGCCAAGGAAGAAGCAGAAGGAGAGGCUAAAACUGGAACAGAAGUUCCUGCUAAAAUCAAACAGGAACCUGAGGGAAGCGCUUCAAGUGCUACUUCUCAAUCUAAUUGAGCCUUUUCUCAAGGAUGUCCAGCCCUUCCUAUCUCUCUAUAAUGGUCAAUCCUGGGUCUGUAACUUCCUACUCAUGGCUAUAGGAUCAAUCCAUCCUCUGGCAUGAACAUUAGUCUGUCCUCAAAUGCAAUGUUAUUUAUUUUGUAGGAGGAAAGGGUGAUAUUGUUGGGACAAUUUGGAAAGUCCAGGCCUUUAGCAGCUUCGGGCUGGGACUUCAUAUUGUUCUUUUGUUUAGGGAAUAUAGGAAGAUACUGUCAAAAGAAUAGUUAAGGAGGUGGGUGGGUUAAGUGGCAUCUUGAGACAGUUACAAAUGGAGGGAUGCAGUCCUUGCCUCCUUCCAUUUGAAUGUUAGGCUUCAUGUUUUUGCUAUAUACAAAAUCACAAAAACAUACAAGGGUUAUAGGGGAACCUCAUUCUUUAGUUUAAGCUCUUAGAGUUUUAGUGGUUUGGAUAUUAACCAUCCCAAGUUUGGUUCCAGUUUAGUAGAUAACAUGGUAAAUCCAGUUUAAUGCAAAACGUCAACCACACUUCAGUUUCCAUGGGGAUUUUUGGGGAAGAUCAUGAUAGAAUUCUUGGCUUGCAUCUCAGACACAGCUACCUCACUCUGUUCCCAAAGCAGUGAUCUUAGACCAUAUCCUUAACUAUGGAUACAGGUGGCUCUAAAAGUAAAUUAGCUUUUUUAUGGCAGUUGGUGACACAUAAAUUACUAUAAUAUGGAAUAACAUAAUUCAAGCUUUAAAUUUUCCUGAAGUCCCAACUGAAAUAUACAUUUAUAUAUGCCUUUGGUGCUAGUAUUUUGCUUAGGUUAUCUAUUAAAAAUAGGUUUUCUAAAAGUGUUUAUAUUUUCAACCAAACACGAAGCAUCUGGUCUCUCCAGGAGGUAUGACCAUUUCCUUUACUUAGGAGAGAAAAGAAUGAGAAGAUAAAGAAAUGUACAAAUUGAAGGAACUGGAAAAUGAUUCUUUCCUGCCUCUGAAAAAAGACAACUGAAUAUUUUUGGGAAUAGGGCAGGAUGGAAAUACCAUACUUUCUCAUAAUUAAUAUGAUGUUAAUAUCUAGAAUGCUUUCUUAUGGUUCCACAGAAAUGAGAGGAUUUCCUUAAUACAAGGGAGAAAAUCCAUUUUGUGUUGAUUGAGUAGAAAUGGCUAGCAUUUUUUCUGUAUACACACUCUGCAUUUCUCAGUCCUCCAAACCUUUUCCCCUAUUUCCCUAUCCCUUUAAAGUUUCAUUGAAGGGAAGUAUGUACUAAAGUUGUGGGUUAGAACUCAGUUUCUGAUUGCCUCAGGGCAAAUUCAGCAAUUAAGGAUGUGCUUUGUUUUGUUUUGUUUUUUGUGUUCUUACAGCAGAUGGCAAACUAGUUCAAGCACAUGAAUUGGUUAUAGUAAAUUGAGGCUAUCUUUCACUGAUGUUAAUACAGUCUUGAUUUCCAGCUGUAUAAAAAGUGAUUUAACUUUUCUCACGGUACCGAUUCACAAAUUUAACCAGGUUCUACAAUUAAAUCAGAUCUGACUUAAGAUCUAGAACAAUUUUUGUUUCAGCUGUAGCCUUUAUAUCAGACAUUAUGUGCAAUUUUAUACAAAUUGCAAUGACAAUACAUGUUGUUCAAGGAAAAUAAUAUAAGCAUU